Molecule: messenger RNA, 2763 nt
Organism: Mixia osmundae IAM 14324
Lineage: Eukaryota; Fungi; Basidiomycota; Mixiomycetes; Mixiales; Mixiaceae
Exons: 1
Coding region: 1-2763 (920 amino acids)
Molecular function (GO): protein binding
Source: RefSeq, a predicted model, not a curated record
AUGACAGCCGAAAGCUCAGCGACAGCGGCUGCACGCAACUCGGCGAUUGAACAAGCCUUGCUGCUCUCAAACUGGAGCGACAACGACAUCUCUCUCCCUUUGUCCCCUGUAGAGACGCUGCUACAACAUAUCUGCCAUGGUCGCUACAGCCAGCUCCUCACGUCCAAGCUUGUCAGAUCGCUUCAGCUGUUUCGGCUCGCGACAGACGAUGCAGGACGGCCCAUCGUCUCGCUUGCGUCGCAACAGGAGCCCAAAGAGUGGAUCAUGCUAGCGGUCGGCAUUGCGCUGCUUCAGGCGUUCGUGCAGACGAAUUGGACCGGUCCAGAGGUAGACCUCUCGCCAUUGGAUCUGAUCGACUCAGCGCCAGAGGGCGUCAGCGAAUCAGCACUCAAUGAUGCCGCCGUGGCUGCUUUGAGCUUGGCAGGCGAGCCAGCAUACCACCUCGCUCGCAAGACGAGCUUCUUGCUUAUCGCACGUGAACUGGUCGCGCAGCCCAGCAGUAUACCCUCGAUCGCGCUGUGGCGAUUGCGCGCUGGCAUUGUGCACUUGCAACUUCUCGACGAGCCCGUGCCUUUGCCUGACCCUACUCUCCUGGCCGUAGAACGAUACCGAGACGUCGUACUCGCUUCACUGCCCGACAGCGACGAGCGACAAGAUCUGAUAGCGACUGUCUCACUCGAGCUUGGGCUCUACUACAGCCUCAUCUCGCAGAACCAGCCCACAGCAACGAGAGCCGCGUCCGAUCUGUUCUUGCGCGCGGCGACAGACACCAAGCUAGAAUACAAGCUCACCGGUAGACUGGGCAAGCGAACAAAGUUCCAGCAGAAGGAAACCAGCCAGCUCCUCGUUCUUGCCCAAAGUCGUCCGCGCCAACUUUGGCAGCCACGCACGCAGACAAAGGCAGGCGAGACCAACGGAGCAGUGCCUGACAUGCCGGAAGUGCAUGCCCUCAAUGACGACACUUUGCUUGAGCGUACAAAAUAUACGGCAACAUCGGACGAGUCCGCGCAAUCCGCUCUGGACGCUCUCGAUCCCUCGCAGCAGCCGGCAUUACACCCCCUUGACCAGAGUAUACUCCUUGCCCUCUGUCUCAAUAUCAGCAACACUUCGCCAGCGCAUGGUCUCACGACGCUUCAGAUGGGCGCAUUUGUCACUCGGGUGCUCGAUCACCCAGAGAAUUGGACAAUCUACUCCAUGGGAUUGCUCAUUCGCAGUCGCCUGGAAGCGAGCCGGUCUCGCACAGUCGAGCGUGGACUGCUGCAGAUGCAGAGCUUGGUCGAUCAGCUCAGGCUCGAGGGCUCCGAUGUUGAGCGUCCGCCACCAGAAGAUGAUCAUAUCAUCGAACGGGAGAAAGGCGCUCCUGUGCAGGAGAGGUUGCAGUAUGUCUACGAUGUCGCCGCGCCUGCUCGAUGGCAUCUAGAGGCCGAGCUAGCCAAGCGAUUUCUCGGCUUGGGCGUCGUCAAGAGCGCCCUGGAGAUCUUCAUCAGACUCGAGAUGUGGGAGGAUGCUGUCAAGUGCUGGCAAGCGAUCGAGCAGCAGCCCAAAGGGAUCGCUGUCGUCAAAGACCUUCUCGAGGGCCGCAAGGAACAGUCUGAUGAAGUCGGCCUUCGCAUCAAGGGCAAGAUCUCCGACAAAGCCCGUCAAGCUAAGCUAUGGUGCUUGCUCGGCGAUCUCGAAGCGAACGCGGAUCACUACCGCAAAGCUUGGGAGCUCUCUGGCAAAACCUCAUCCCGAGCCAUGCGCAGUCUCGGCGUCAUGCUCUUCACUCGCAAGGAUUACCCCGGCACGAUCGAGGCGCUGCGAAAAGCGCUGGCAAUCAAUCCGCUCUUCGUGCGAUCUUGGUUCGUCCUGGGAUGUGCAGCGAUGAUGAGCACGGACUGGCCGACGGCAGAGGAAGCCUUCGCGCGCUGCGUCUCGCUCGACGAUGAAGAUGGCGAAUGCUGGAGCAAUCUCGCUUCCAUACAUCUUCGCCGGACUGAAGAAGCUGCCACCGGUAGUGCGACUGCGCCUACGGAACUUGGCGAUGAGGCCAUAUAUGAUACGGGCAAGGUGCCCUACUCUCGCAAGCGAGCUGCAUAUGGCUGUCUUCGUCAAGCCGUCAGAUAUUCGUACGACAGCUGGCGAGUCUGGCAGAAUUUCAUGAUCGUCAGUGUCGAUGUUGGCGAGCUGACAGAUGCGGCAAGAGCGCUCGGUAAGCUGGUCGAACUACGAGCAGAUAAGGUCGGCGACGAGGCAAUAGACUUUGAAGUUCUCGAAAGACUCGUCAAUGCGGUCACACGCGGCAAGAGUUAUGCAGAGUUGAGCGCACCACCCGUAGACAAUUCUGACGAGACGGACGUCGGCCCGAACUCGAGCAGAGCGCUCUGGCCACGAGUCAAGGAUCUUUUUGAACGGACGCUCUUGCCACGAAUCUCAUCCGCGCCACGCCUCUUUCUCGCUUAUGCCAACUUGCUUUACUGGGCUGGUGACCUCAAGGGCUCAAUCGACGCGCAUCUCAAGGCAUACAGAUGCAGCUCAGCGGUCAAGGACGAAGCCGCCAGUCAGCAGUCAGUCUUCAUCACAGCUGCUCAAGAAGUGCUAGACGUCGUCGACGUGCUGCGUAACAUGGGAUCAAAAGAAGUCGACGGUCAGCUCGUGCUGGCCGAUUGGCGCUACCAGGCCAAGAGUAUCGUGCGAACUUUCCUUGCUCGUACAAGGACUAAUUUCGAGGAAGAGCCGGCUUGGCAAAGCCUCAAUGAGGAACUGCAAGAUCUCAAGUCAUAG